Carcharodon carcharias (great white shark) is the source of this 2918-nucleotide messenger RNA. Its product is annotated as double-strand-break repair protein rad21 homolog. Bases 1 to 1758 code for a protein of 585 amino acids. Gene Ontology annotation, cellular component: cohesin complex; synaptonemal complex. NCBI's taxonomy places the organism in Eukaryota, Metazoa, Chordata, Chondrichthyes, Lamniformes, Lamnidae. The record is from RefSeq and is a predicted model, not a curated record. The transcript is spliced from 13 exons. Gene Ontology annotation, molecular function: protein binding; chromatin binding. Gene Ontology annotation, biological process: replication-born double-strand break repair via sister chromatid exchange; synaptonemal complex assembly; mitotic sister chromatid cohesion.
AUGUUUUAUGCUACCUUAUUUCUCAGCAAGCGUGGGCCGCUGGCUAAGAUUUGGCUUGCUGCCCAUUGGGACAAAAAGCUAACGAAAGCCCAUGUGUUUGAGUGCAACCUGGAGACAACUGUGGAAAGCAUUAUUUCACCCAAGGUUAAAAUAGCAUUGAGAACUUCGGGACACCUGCUUUUAGGGGUGGUGAGGAUUUACCAUCGGAAAGCAAAGUACCUCUUGGCAGACUGCAAUGAGGCAUUCACAAAAAUUAAGAUUGCCUUUCGUCCUGAUAUUGUGGAUCUUGCUGAAGAAAACCUUGAAGCUACCUACAAUGCCAUAACGUUGCCUGAAGAGUUUCAUGAAUUUUCCAAUCAACUGCCUGAUGUGGAUGCAAUUGAUGUUGCUGAGCACUUUACGCUAAACCAGAGCACGGCUGAGGCGAUCACCCUUAGAGAAGAUAUGUGCAGUAUUCUUCACGAUAAUGGAUUUGGUGAUGAUUAUGGAAUGUUAAGUCAUAAUGGUACAUUGGAUGACAAUCUGAUGAGCACCAGUGAAUCCAUUUUUGCUCAAACACAAGAAAAUAAUUCCCAUAAUUCUGCAAAAGAAACAUUUGCAUUAAACGGUGAUAAAAAUAGCUUUCAUAAUGAUGGAUUUGGAGAUGAAGGAGCAGCUUAUAUGUUAGAGGAGCUUCUUAGUGGCGAAGCUGAAAAUGCUUUUGUGGAUUUUGCAGAUACUAAGGGAAGCAUUGCUAACGAUCUACCCAAUAAAAAGCUACGAACUAAUAUAACUGGUGAUUCAGAUGUUCCUGAUCCUUUGCUUCAAGCAGAAAGUACUCUAUAUGAUCAAACAACUCUGCUGCUCAAUGAAGAGGAGGGCUUUGCCUUACAGCCAGUUGAUACUACUGUUUCAUCAGAAAGAAAACGGGGUAAGAGGAGGCGGAAACUUACUGUGGAUUGUGUUAAGGAGCUCGAUAGUAAGACCAUUCGUGAACAGAUUGAAGACUUCUCAGACAUAAUCACAAUGAUAGAGCUAGCUCCACCCACCAAAAAGCUGAUGAUAUGGAAGGAGACAGGUGGAGUUGAAAAAUUCAACUCUCAGCCUGCCCAACCCUUAAUAAAUUACAGAUUAUUAAAGUUGUUCAGACAUUGCCUUAGAAAAAAUUUAUCGGGGGAACAAAAUGAUCAGAAUAAUGCUGCGGAGAGAAGAUCUGAUAUUGAACAAAUGAGAAGCGAGGAGUGCAAUGUAAUUGAUUUGCCCAGUAUGGAGGAGCCUUGUAAUCUGCAAGAUUCUAUAAUAAUUGAAUCCAGAAGGAGCAGUAUUGAUCACAGACCAAUGUCAACAGAGAAAAUAAGCAAAGAGCAGGACUGUCCAUCUGAAAACGAGAACUAUGGUUCUGUAAGAUCUGAUGUCGAUUUAAUACCAGUGGAGCUUCCUCUUGAGAACCCUUUAGCCAUUCAUCUUUCUACUAGAGAGGAGAGAGACAGUCAGCAAAAUAAAGUUGCGGAGCAAAGUGGAGCAGGAAAUCAGGAUUAUGAUGAGACACAUUGCAACAAAAGAUCACAGCACCUUUGGCACAGCCUACAGCGGAUCCAUCACAGAACAGGUACAAAGUUUUUCAGCCUACAGGAGUUGUGCAGGGACCACAAUCGCAAACAGGCUGCUGCUAAAUUCUACAGUCUCCUGAUGCUCAAGAAACAGUUGGUGCUUGAACUCAUCCAAAAAUCACCCUAUAGUGACAUCGUCGCAACCCCAGGAGCAACAUUUUACCUCUGAUUACGUACUGUAUUCUUUUUGUCUCUUUAAAAUAGUCUUCAGGAUUACAAGAAGUAUUUUUAUACCCUUUAACAUUGCAUUACAACUUAUGAUUCAGAUGAUGAUGACCAUUUCUCAAGCCACAAAUGUCUUAAGCUUUUUUUUAUAUUUCUGACCUGAGAUACUACAGCAGCCCUCCUGUGAUAAAGGAAGAGUUCACCUCAGGAUAAAGAUAGAGUUCCUCCCAGAGAAUUUAAGUUUCAAGUAAAUUAAAACACACUGACCAAUCCAAAAAAAUUCUCAGAAUUAAUUAGACUCCGCAGAGAAAAAUUCCUAGCUGAUCUACUGCUUCAGUAGCUUGUUGUCAACAUUCCCAUUAAUGCCUUGAGUGUAGCUUAAUGAUGGCAAGAAUUCAAAGGACAUUAAACAAAGGUCAGCCUGAAAUGUAAUAGCAGUACCACACACUACUUACACUGAUUAGAUACAGUGAGGUUAGCAGUUGGCCAAGGUGGGUAUUUUGGUCCAAUUGUCCUGUACUUCCAUUCACUCACUAAUGUUCAGCCCCACUAAGUUAAUUUAUAAGGGAAGAUUUUCCUUGUCCUGUGCCUGGGGUAUUGACCUGUGCUCAGACAAUACAGGAAAAAGGGAGGGAGGAGUGCACAGCCCUAAGGGCACCCACCCAGGCGAUCCAAUAGUCCCAGAAACAAGAAUAAUUAAUAUACUCCUAAAGAUCUAUGGUUGUUGAUGCACUUAUUUAUCUUGGUAUGUGGUGAAUGUCCUCAUCCUAUCAAUGUGUCCUGUUAACAUUGAGUGUUCAGAAAGAUUAUACAUUUCUUUAUAUCAGCAUAAUUUCAAUCAUAAAACAUUAUUUUAAGGUGUUAGUUUAAAAGUUUUAGGUUUGUAUUGUUUUGGUAUUUAAAAGCAGUUGUAUUUUUGCAAAUAGCUUGAUUUGCUUCACUUUGUGUUUUUCUAUUUGUUAUAAUCAUUCCUUAUGGCUGUAUUCACUUUGAAGGCAGGUAAUAAUUUUAUUAUGGCCAGCAAUAAUUGCCACAAAAUAAUUUGUAUUUGCUUCUGUUGCUCAAUUGGAAGUGUUUGCUUUGAGGUUUUUGGAACUGUGGUUUUUGGCUGUGAUUAUUUAACCUUUGUACGGAAAUAAACAUGUUUGCUGGUGUUUGCAAACA